Molecule: messenger RNA, 5607 nt
Organism: Conger conger (European conger)
Lineage: Eukaryota; Metazoa; Chordata; Actinopteri; Anguilliformes; Congridae
Product: general transcription factor 3C polypeptide 4-like
Exons: 5
Coding region: 128-2503 (791 amino acids)
Biological process (GO): transcription initiation at RNA polymerase III promoter
Cellular component (GO): transcription factor TFIIIC complex
Molecular function (GO): protein binding; histone acetyltransferase activity
Source: RefSeq, a predicted model, not a curated record
GAGGUUCUGCUAAUACUGCACCGUGCUUGCAACGCUGGGGUCCUCGUAUACCUCGUUUCUACCAAGUAGCCCCUCCCCCAUCUAUGCGUAACUUCCUGGAGACGCUUUUCUUGUUUUCCCAUGGAAAAUGGCGGCUUCUAGCCCAGAUCGCAGUUCAGAUGGGGGGGAGGCCGAACCUGGGACCGAAUCCGAACCAGAUACGGACCCCUGGACGGGAGUGGGGGCGAUCGUUAGAAGGGAGCCUACUGUUAAGCUCCUGAGUCCGGUGAGCGGCUUGGAACCGCUCUCGUGGUCCGAAGACCAUCGAAUCUCGGCCUCCAGUACCAAUAACAUUUCGCUGAUGGAGAUCGUGUGCGAUGUUCAUGGCUAUGGACAAGACCUGAUUAUCCAUCGAACAUCUAUCCCCGUGCCGGACAACAACUGUGUGUUGAAGGUUGGCCCGGAGCAGGAGGUAUUAAACCUUAAGGAGCAGUUCGCCAACUCCAAGGACCAGGCGGCGAGCCCUUGCUUCAGACUGGACCGGGCCCUGAGCCCAGGCGGGGACACCCUCCCCCAGCCCGGCGGCUUCAAGUACACCUGCUGGUCUCCGCUGGGCUGCGACACCAACGGCCGCUGCCUGCUGGCCUGCCUCACGCUCGACAACCGCCUGACCGUCCACAGCAACAGCAGCAGGCUGCAGUGGACGACGCUGGUGGACCUGACGGAGCUGUACGGGGAGAUGCUGGCGGAGAAGAACUACUGCCUGCCGGGGGCCGAGGCCCCGCGGGGCCCGCUGGAGGACCUGGGCGAGCUGCAGCGCCGCUACCACAUGCAGACGCCCGUGCGCAUGGAGUGGUCGAGCGUGUGCGCCACGCAGCAGGUGCAGACCAACAACGAGUGCAAGGACGUGGGCACGGUGCUGCUGGCCGUGCUGAUGGAGAACGGCGACGUGGUGGUCUGGCAGUUCGGCCUGCCCUUCCUGGGCCGGGAGUCGGUGGUGUCGUGCAGCACCAUCCGCUCGGGCGUGUCGGCGCCCAGCGUGCUGGCGUGGUGGGAGUACGAGCACAGCGGCCGCAAGAUGAGCGGCCUCAUCGUGGGCAGCUCGGUGGGGCCCGUCAAGAUCCUGCCCGUCAACCUGAAGGCGGUCAAGGGCUACUUCACGCUGCGGCAGCCCGUGGUGCUGUGGCAGGAGACGGACCAGAUCCCCGUGCACAACAUCAAGUGCAUCUCGCUCUUCCACCCCUACCAGAAGUGCAACUGCAGCCUGGUGGUGGCGGCCCGCGGCUCCUACCUCUUCUGGUGCCUCCUGCUCAUCUCCAAGGCCGGCCUCAACGUCCACAACUCGCACGUGACCGGCCUGCACUCCUCGCCCAUCACCUCCAUGACGGCCGGUCGCCACGGCGGCUCCGUCUUCACCUGCUCGGCCGACGGCGCGGUGAAGAAGCUCACGCCCAUCUUCACCGACGUGGCCGUCAUGUUCAAGCAGGAGGAGGUGGCCCUGCCCGAGGGCGUAGCCGGGCGCAGGACGCACGGCAUCGCCGUGAGCCCCAACGGGGCCUACCUGGCCGUGGUGACCUCCGAGGGGCUGACCAACGGCCAGCGCCCGCUCGCCCGGACUCACCAGGUCCAGUUCGUCACGCUCAAGACCCCGGACGACGCGGCGGCCGAGCUGCUGGAGUCCACCGUCCAGAACCUGUUCCGCCAGACGGACCUCCUGGACCUGGUGCGCUGGAAGGUUCUGAGGGACAAGCGCAUCCCGCCGCUGCUGCAGGAGGAGCUGGACGACAAGGUCCACACCACGGGCAACACCUACCUGUGGCGCUUCAAGCUCUUCCUGUUCCGCGUGCUCUACCAGUCCCUGCAGAAAGCGCCCGUGGAGCGACGCUGGCGCCCCUCUCACGAGGAGGUCAAGGCCUUCAUCGUGGACGAGGAGGAGGAGGAGGAGGAGGAAGGGGAGGAUGACGAGGAUGACGAGGAGCCGGUCGCCGGGGCUUCCGCCUCGGCCCCCGUAGGGCCGCAGCUGCGGGCCCCCGAGGGCGGCGGGGCCUCGGAGGACCAGAUGAGCGAGAUCAUCGCGUGGAUCGAGGCGGUGGAGUCGCACCUGACGCGCGAGCACAUGAAGAGGGUCCUGGGCCAGGUCUACCUGCACACCUGGAUCACGGAAAACACCAGCAUCCCCACCAGGGGGGUCUGCGACUUCCUGAUGAGCGAUCCCACCUACGAGGACCGGGCCGCCAGGGUCCUGAUUGGCCACAUCUUCAAGAAGAUGAACAAGCAGACUUUUCCGGAGUACUGCAGCCUGUGCAAGGAGGUGCUUCCGUUCACGGACCGCCGACAGGCGGUGUGCAGGAACGGCCACAUGUGGCUGAGGUGUGUGCUGACGUACCAGGCCUGCCAGACUCUCUCGUACCGCCGCUGCCUGCUACAGGACAGCAUAGCCAGACACCCCGUGCCCGACGACCCGGACUGGAUCAAGCAGAUCCUGCAGGGACCUUGCACCUUCUGCGACUCCCCGCUCUUCUAGUGGAGGAUCAGGGUUUGGACAGUCCGAUCCGCCCCGGGGCUCCGCGGACAUUCGAUACGCAGAGGCCGCGCCACCGCGCCUCUGGAUCAUCAAUUACACUUCACCUUUCUCAUCAUGGUUAUUGAUUUAUGUCUCCUGUCCUCGCGUAGGGAGGAAACGGCAGGUUUAACGACACCCUUUUUCCUGAAGCCGAGAGCUCUGCUGUGGGGUGAUGCUUAGGAGCUGAAGAGCUCGGGAAAUGGGAGUGCCGUCUGUGGGGCGGGGGGCAGGGUUGGGGGAAGGCUCCCGCGACCUCGCGUUUUUCCCCUUUUUCAGGAACCUCCACAAUAGCGAAGACACGCACGCGGAGAGACGCGGGGACUCGGUUUUUUUUAGUUUUGUUUUUUGUUUUGUUGCCACAUCCGUUCCGAGUUUCUGAGCGUUGUGCUUCUUUAAAACACAUUUUCCCUAAUUGGCUUUCAGAAAUUGAUGUGGAACAGACGUUUCUCCUCUUGUCACUCAAUUCCCCACACCGUAAGAACUCUCUAGACGAGGACCUCAUAUAAAUGAGGAGAGAAAGAGAGAGGGAGAGAGCAGAUUAAAAAAAAGAAAGAAAGAGCUGAACAUAUUCAGGGCCCUCCCGAGGGUCCGGUCUCCUAAUGAGAUUCUGCGGUAAUGAGGGACCGAUCCUGUGGGCAGAUGUGAGACCCGUUUUAAUUACCGGGGUUAGAGUGCACGUUGUUAAAUAUGAUUAACCCUUCUCUGAGAACACGGUCCAGGGGAGGACGGGUGAAUCCACAGAGGCCCGGUGUGCUGUUGUUACCCCCCCCCAGCCGUCUCGCCGUGACACGGAGGUUAGCGGCCCCUGAUCAAAGAUGCACUCCCAACGGCAGGCCCCUGGGGGGCCACUCGGUCGUGUCCGCCCACGCCUUGAGGCCCCCCCCCCCGACCCCGCUAACGCACCAGAUCAGAGGAGGACCGGCCCCGGGCCCCGUGUGUAAUCGCUCAGAGAGAGAGGGGCUCUGGCAGUGACCGACAGGAGCGCUGCACGGUCCAGACGUCGUCGUAAGUGACUCAGAUUUGGGUUUUGUUUCCCCCGUUCUCUCAGCUGAUGUUGUAAAGCUUCCAGCGGUAAAAUGCAGGCUGAGGAGUACUGUGAGGAGAAACUGGGCGCUGAAUUUGGCUAAUUGAUUUGAAGAGUUGCUUAAGGUUUUCUUGUAAAUGUAAUGAUAUGACUGUUUGCGGGGGGUUCCUUUGUAAAAAUGUCACGUAGAAAAGAAAAUAUUAGCAGCUGAAAGAUUCUUAUUAUAAAGGUCUGUGUGUGUAAAAUUUUUUAAUCAUGUUAAUUUUGUUUGCCUUUGGAUGAUUUAGUUGCAGAUCAUUACUGGUUUCUCAACAAAAUGGGACCUGAAAAAUAUGCAUUUAAAAAUGAUAGCAUUAAUGUCUGAGCUCCAGAACAGAAAAGAAAUGCAUGUACAGGUGCAACCACUUGUGCUGAUAAACAGUGUUCGGUUCUGUAGGAAGUAGACACUACUCGUGGAAGAAAAUGUGCUGGGAAGUUUGAUCCUUGAAGUGGGACUGCCAAACUUGUAAGCUGUAGCCAUUUCGUUUAUUUUAUGAUUAUAUUUUUUAUCAUUCACUCAUCUUGACUUAGGUCCUAUGGGUAAUUUUAUAGAAAGGAAAAAUCCCUGAAUACUAAUUGCUGAGUUGGAGAUUGUUUGUUGUGUAGGGGGUUAGACCUCUAGUGCUUAGGGCCAGACUGAUGUGAGUUUUAUAUUUUUAACUGUAUUUGUGACACCGCACCACACGGUAGCUGAUAAACUAGCCAGUAGUUUCUUUAAUGAAUUUCAAAGUGUCAAGUUACCUCAAAAAACUUAUCCAAUUUUAAAUUAGAAGAAAACUCUGCAGGAAUAUCUGAGACCCUGCUCAUGAAAUGGAUCUGAAUAAAUUUUCAAUGGGGAAAACUAGUUAGAAAAUGCAUUCAUGCAAAAGAAAUUAUCAUGACAACUGCAAAGAACGUGCAAGUUUCUUUAUUUGAUUUAUUUUACACUGCCAGAAUUGAGUGACCCAAACAAAAGACCAACAGAAAAACUACUGCAUUAUCAGCCCAAUGAGAAAGGCUGCACACAUUUACAUCGACGUAAAAACAGCGUAUCUGGUGUGACCCACCCAAUUAUUAAGUCCACCUAUUGUUUUAUUCAUUAAGUUUUUUAUGAUGUAUUAUUAUGAGUCACCCUAUAACCAAAAGUGAUGGAAGAGGGAAGCCUCAUUAACCCCAUAUUGUGUGCAGCUACCAUAUAUUGUUAAUUACUGAUUCCUAUAACCAGUUUCUAUAACAUUUCUUUCCAUGAUUCCAAAGCAGUGUGCACUCUGCUUCCGAUUGCACUUCACGAUUGUACUUGUCUAAAUACAAUACCGAUUUAGUUUAUUGCUUGGCGCACAGAAAGAAAGUCAUCACCAAUAUGUUGCCCUCAAAAUUUUUAAUAGAUUUAAAACGGUCUCUUGAUCAAAUUAUUUUGAUCAUUUGUGUGGCACAAAAGGCUCAUUGGUUGCUUCUUGCAGUUUAAUAUACCAUGUUCGUUGGCCAUGUUCACACCCCAUUCUCGAACCGUGACACCAUUUUGUUGACACGAUUUCUUUGCAAAUUACAUCAUGUAAGGUUUACCAUCUGUUCACACGUUGCCGGUUGACAGAGCGUGUCCUUUUCAAGCAGCUGGCUUGGGUGUCCUGCUCAAGAGCACACUAACUGCAUUUCACUCAGGAGGCCAAUGUCCCACAAUGCCCUGUGCCUUCCGUAGGUCUUCACUACAGUAUCUCACUAUAGGUAUGUGCAAUGGUUCGUAAACUUGAUGGACUGUCAACAAAAAAAAAACACUUCACAGUGUUGGGUGGGUAAAGCCCAACCACAGAUGUCCCCUCCCCUGUUUUAUUUCAAUACACUUACUGGUGCUGUUUUUUUUUUUGCUGGGCAUUUAAAGCUCACAGGGAUUGGGGUGAGGUUUUAAGCCCUAUUUAUUUGCAUGGUCUGUAUUAUUAUUAUUUUUUGCCUGUGUAUUUUUCUUUUUCCCUUUUGUAAAUAAACAUGUUUAUAAGUAUUUUCUACAUUAAAUGUGUGGUCCACUUUU